This is a messenger RNA of Ylistrum balloti, 558 nucleotides long. RefSeq lists its product as uncharacterized. Gene Ontology annotation, molecular function: calcium ion binding. The coding region runs from base 1 to 558 and encodes 185 amino acids. The transcript is spliced from 5 exons. The record is from RefSeq and is a predicted model, not a curated record. NCBI's taxonomy places the organism in Eukaryota, Metazoa, Mollusca, Bivalvia, Pectinida, Pectinidae. Gene Ontology annotation, cellular component: myosin II complex.
AUGGACGAUAAAUAUGGCGUGGAAAUGUUUCAGAUAGACGACCGAAUACAAGAUCCAGUUGAAAGAGCAAAAUUUGAAGAAUUUAAAAAAGACCAUUUAGAUGAAUUCUGGAAUGCAUUUAAUAUUUUCGACACGAACAAAGAUGGUCGGAUAUGUCUUGACGAACUGGGCAGAGUGAUGCAAGGAUGCGGACAAAACCCGACAGAUGAGGACGUGAAAGAUGCAAUGGGCAAAUUAGACAAAAAUAACGAUGGAAUGGUGGAAUUCGCAGAGUUUGUUUAUCAUAUGUAUUAUAUAUACAAGAACCCAAUUACGAUGGCUGAAUCGUUAUCAGAAGCAUUUAAAGUGUUCGACCGGGAUGGAAAUGGGUGGAUAGAUGCUAAGGAAUUAGAAAACAUUGUUAAAAUGCUAGGCGAAGAUCCGUUGAAAGAGACAGACGUCAACGACAUGAUGAAGAUAGCCGAUACCAAUAAUGAUGGAAAGAUUGAUUAUGACGAACCGUUUAAAAAGGCGUUUAGACAAAAACAAAUCAUCAAGAAUGUAUGCAUGAACGGUUAG